Molecule: messenger RNA, 4547 nt
Organism: Porites lobata
Lineage: Eukaryota; Metazoa; Cnidaria; Anthozoa; Scleractinia; Poritidae
Source: the annotation of a GenBank genome assembly
UAUCCCUUACCUCACAUGUGACGAUGUCGCCCUUUGAAAUAAGUAUUUCCUUCUAAUCCUAAAUCAUUUCGCCCUGAAGUUUUGGUGAACACACUUCAUAGAUCGAGACUGCUACAAUGUCAGAAGAAGCGAAUUCCGAUUUUCUUGGUCCUAAUUUCACGAACACGAAACUUGUGGGAACCGGUGGCAGCGGCGCUGUCUAUUCAGCGAUCGAUGUGGAAACAGACCAACGCGUUGCCCUGAAAAGACUUCUUGUUCGAGACCGAAUGAGUUGUAAAGCAGCUCUGAGAGAAGUUAAAAUCUUGAAGAAACUAGACCACGAAAAUGUAUUGAAAUUAACAAAAGUUGUGGACUCCGAGGGCUAUGCGUUUCAAGACGGCGCGGCAGAAAAUUUCAAAGAGGCAACGGAACUCUUUCUUGUAGAAGAACUGCUCGAUAACGAUCUUCAUCGCAUUCUGGAAAGUAAAGGAAAGCUACGAGAAGACUACGUUAAACUGUUUUUGUAUCAACUGCUCCGAGGACUUAAAUACAUUCAUUCUAGUAAUGUAGUUCACAGAGACAUUAAACCAAGCAAUAUUUUAGUAGACUCGGAGACUCUUCUGCUGACCAUAGGCGACUUUGGCCGUUCUCGAAUUCUAGACCCGGCUUAUUCGCAUAACGGCUAUCUCACUCACGGUAUAUCCACGUUAUGGUAUAAAUCUCCUGAACUGCUGUUGAAUUCUUCGAUUUACGAUAGUUCGGUGGACAUCUGGGCCGCUGGUUGUGUUUUUGCCGAGAUGCUGUUGGGUAAACCCUUGUUCGAAGGGCAGCAUGAAAUCGACCAACUCGAACUGAUCCUCGACUCUGUUUGCCUCACUCAGGAAGAGUGGUUAAAACUUAGACCUCAAAUUCCUGAAAAGACGGCAAUGGCGAAGACAGAAAAUCAAGGAUCGCCCUUAGGAAGCAAGUUUUCCUACGUAGAUAUUCAAGGUAAAGGUGGUUUUGUUGUUGGUUGAAAUCCAUGUAAACAUUGAGUUCAUUAUUAUGCGCGCAAAACGAACGCGGGACACCCGCAACGCCCUUGUUUUCUAACGAUAAUCUAUUUCUCAAUUUUAGCUUUUUUCUUCCCUCUGUUUCACAGACCCGUGUAAUAAACCUUUUUUUUGUGGUCAAACUGCAAUAUUGGGUAAUUCUUGAAUUUUACUAAAAUUUAGGUUGUGCGAGUUAGCAUGUGCCGAAUCGAGAGUUGUACUUUGGUACCCUAUUAAUAUUUCAUAAGAAUUGUCAAGCACUUUGUAAACAAAAGAAUAUCGUGAGCUAAAAUUGUCUUAUGUCGUGAUAUAUCUUCUUUCAGUCGUUUUCGACUCUUAUUUGUUCCGUUGGGAAAGAAAUAGAAAGGAUUUUCUUGACUUCUCUAAAUUUCAGUUUCAUGUAAUUGUUUCUAAAUUUAGCUAUUAGUUAAAAAUUCAACGAACCGCAGCGAAAUCUACAUAUUACCGCAAUCAGUGAAAUUCUAGCGUUGCGGUGUGAUUUUGUACCAUACGAAACGGAUGAAACAAUUUUCCUCUUACAGAUCGCUUUGGCGUGAGAGCCGUGUUUAUGCCUUACGUUGACGUGUAUUUCUUCAUUGGUGCUUUUACGCGAUGGAUAGCAGAUCGAUCCAUUAUUAGGGAAUCUGUCACGUUAUCGGUUGAUUCAAAAGUAAGGACAAAGUAUGUUUCGAAUUCUGUUUCAAGGUGUUAAUCGAAAUUAUUAUUAUGAACAAGUAAGACCCAGUAUCAAAAGACGCUAAAAGCUACUGCCGCGUUCUGCAUAACGAUUAGUGGAAUAGCAAAGAUUCAUACAAUUAAUUCGUUGACUUUUUUGACCGACCUCUUCUGCGACAAGAAUGCUCGCAACUGAAACGAACACAUUUGGCGUGACACAUUGCUUAAAUAGCAGGGAUUGUUCUAGAUGUGGUGCUUUCAUGCAAGAUAUCAUGCAUUGGCCAAACAAUGACAGGAUUAAUAUAAACAUCCACUUACGAAAGCUGUCGGUUGAAGUUCUCCAAGCUUCAACAGGAACAUCUCUUAAAAAUAUUGUCAAGCCUGCGCAACAUUUGCGAUAUUUUUAGUAUUUUGUAUCAUAGCACUCUCGCUAACAUAAAAGACGUAGUAAUUCUUUGUUUUGCACACAGCAAGUCAGAUGUAAUGUUCUUGCCCUUACGUAAUAACCUUAAAACUGGAAGGGGAGGACCAGCAAUUUAUUACGAUAGCAACACCAAGGAAAUGGGCACUUGUAUACACAACACACCCUCUUUACCUUGAAAUAAAUGAACUGAAUUCCUAGGUAGUGAAUUUCUAGAGAAAGUGUUCGAGUUCAAAACAUUGAAAAUUAAACACUGCUUUCAGUUCUUGUAAAACGUUGCAUUGGGUAGUUUGAAUUUGAUAAUUUGCGGUGAACAGCAGAGAAAUGUACCAAUCUGCUAGACCAGUCUAGAGGCAUUGUUUUGUUAUUAUGAAUGAUCUUAAUUUUUUGUGCCUCUCUUUCUUCUAUCGUUAGUUGCUUAAACUCCCUCUUCCUGAAUUUUAUGUGGAAGUGAUGCAAUAUUUGAUUGACGUUGUAUUUCUAUUUUCUCUACAGCUCUUGAUCUGCUGGUUAAAAUGUUGAAGUUCAACCCAGACAAAAGAAUCAGUGCGGAAGAGGCUCUGUCACAUCCGUACCUACACCAGUAUUCAUUUCCUUGUGAUGAACCAAUCUGUUUGGAACCCUUGCAUAUAGAGGAUGAGAUAGGAGAUUAUGAGGAAUGCAUGCUGAAAGGCUGGAUAUUUGAAGAGUGCCUUUCCAUGGACAAUUCUGUAGACACCACUGAACAUGCCCCAGUGCCUAAAGAAGUAGUUGUAGAAACCGACAGUUCAAGUGAAGUUAUGUCCUUAAAAGACUUUAUGGCAGAUUCUGGAGAAUCAGAUCCCAUUAUACUCGAUCAUGUUGAGGCGCGGUCGUUCAGUGGGGAGCGUUAUGAACAGAAGUACAGAGAUGAUGUAGUGGAACGAUUAGGAUUAGAAAGCAAGAAAGAAGGACUUGAGACUCUGUCUGCUGCAUUUAAAAUCCAAGCAUCCUUAAACGGAACUGCAGAAAUUUUAGAUCCAGCAAAGACUGUUAUUGAUCUGCAACAUGCCCGCAUACCAUCCUCAGUGUUUUUAGACAGUGUGUUUGGAAAGGCAUAUCUUCAAGAAAAUGUCAAUUUUACUUGUAAGAAAAAUGUCUUUAAUGGUCCAUUUGGUCUGUGUUAUUUUUAACGGUAGCAUAGUGGUGUAUUGGUUUAUUAUUUAUUUUUUUCUAUCCAUGUUAUUCAGGUUUUAUAGCUUCAGUUCAAAGCAUUUUUUUUACAGGGUAGGGGGGAUUGGAAAAAUAUUUUCCAAAAAAAUGUACAGUAUUUUGAUAGUACAGUAUGUCACUUUGCUUUAUCUGUAGAUCUCUGACUCUUCUUGGGUACUUUGGUUUGAUAUUUGGUGGGUUUUAGUCGGAUGUAUUUUAUUUUUUUUAGUUAGGUUUCAUUCCCAUUUUUUUACUAGUGUUGUUACAGUUUUUAAAAGUUAUAGGAGAAAUUCACAAAGUAAUUCUUGAAAUUAUUUUUAUUUCUUUUAAAGCUUUUAAGCUGCCCAUUUUAAUUUUGUUUUGGCACUAAUGAGCACUUUGAAAGUAGAUUUAUAUUGAAGUAAGGGAUGUGAUUUUAAUGACGUGAUUGAAAUAUUAGUUGUGUGGACAGCUAAAAUGACUUAAUUGCAAUCAAUUAUUGAUUUGCAAGGCUAAAAUAUUAAAUCUAUGUUUUAUUAUUGAAGCCUUCCCAAUUCAGAUUGUUUUUAAUUUCUUAUAUUAACUACAUAUAUUGCAAUAAGGGAAGUGUAUGUAUGGAAAAAAGGAAUAUGAAACAGGAGACAAAUAUUUAUAAGGAGAAAUUCAAAAUUAAUUUAUUUGGGAAAGAGGUGGGCGGAAAUUUAAUGCUAUUCUGUACAGAAAAUUUGCUUACGCUUGUGUAACUAUUUUUGCAAAAUCUUGUUAAUAUGAUAUUGUAAGCCUUGGAUUCUAUUUAACAUUGCUGGUAAUAAGUAAAUUAUUUUCUAAAUAAUUACAAGCCCUGACUUAAAGGCAUUGUCUUGUGCUUGUUGUAAAGUGAUGUUUUUUAAUUGGUGAAAAAUUUAUUCAGCUGUGCAUUGGUAAUAAUUUGAAGAGCUUAGUGUAUAGACACUGUCCAUUAUUUGCUGUAAUGCUGCAGUUUUUUAAAAAAAUAAAAGUAUUUAUAUCAGGCUUAUGAGAGUCUCAUUACUGACUGUCUUGCCACCAUUCCUUGGUGGGUCCUGACUUAAUCACCGUUUGGUUCGAUUUCAGUGUAACCUUGUCACUAAGCACCGGUUUUGUGACGGUCAAGAACAAGAGACUUAAGAAACGAAGGGCUCUGGGAACGAGAAUGUGUUAGCCUGGGAGCAGGGGCACUAUUUUGCAAAAAUAAGGGAGAAUGUUGUUCUAACGACACCUUUGGACCUUUCACUUUAACUUACAGUGUUCAAAAAAACGUUUUUACAAAGACA